AUGUUCUCCGUCUCCAAGCUGGUCGGCGUCCUUGCGCUCGCCACUCUGGCCGUGUCCACGGCCGCGUCAACCGGCUUCAACGCCCCGACCAAGGACCUCUUCGACCAGAGCAUGACCUGGCUCGACAAGCUCUAUGACCCCGCCGCCGGCUACCUCUACUACUUCUACCUGCCCCUCGCGGCGGGCCCCCACGAGACGCGCUCGUCGGGCGACGACGUCGAGCAGGCGUGCAAGAUCAUCCGCAACGUCAUCGCCGACCAGGAGAAGGACGUCGAGAAGCAGUGGUUCGGCGACUACACUGUCUUCCCGGAGCAGCCGACCGUGGGCACGGACGCCUACCCUCAGAGCAUCUACAACACUUGGGACCCGAACUGGCGCGGCUUCAUAGGCACCAACCUGAUCGUCAUCUACGAGGAGUUCGGCAGCCUGCUGCCCGUCGACGUCAAGCAGCUCAUCCUCGAGAGCAUCUACCGCGUCGGCGGCGUUGACGGCGACAACCUCUAUCCGUCGUACAGCAACCCGGCGAUCAUGCGCGCAGUCGCCUCGGGCUGGACGGGCCGCAAGCUCAACGAGUCCAACAUGACGGCCGCUGGCGAGAUGUACGCGCGCGAGAUCAUCGACCUGUUCAACGUCAACGACACUCUGUCCGAGUUCAACGUGCCGACGUACUACGGCAUCUCGCUGUAUGGUCUGACGGAGGGCCCCGGGAUGAUCCGCGCCGUUUGGAGCGCCGUCGGCCAGUUCUGGCACGCCGGGAUGCGCAACCUCGCGGGGCCCUGGGACCGCAACUACGGCUACGACACGAACCGCUACGUCGCCAUCCUCAGCCUGUACGUCUGGUCGCUCGCCGGCCGCGAGGCCGCCCUCGUCCCCCACGCGGCGGUCGAGGCGCUCCAGAUGUUCUCCGGGGAGCGCACGGUGAACCGCGUCGCGUACGCGCCGCCGUACGACAACGCGCACCGGAACGUGACGACGUGGCUGUCGGAACAUCUCACCAUCGGCGCCGAGUCGUUCGACCAGGUCGCGCUGGGCGGCGCGCGCGAGGACCAGUCGGCGUGGGCGCCCGCGGUCGUGCAGUGGACGCGCGAGGGCGGGCACGUCGGCUUCCUCGUCUUCCACCCGGCCGAGACGGCGGUGCAGGCGCGCGUCGCGCCCGGGGAGCUGCACCUGACGUACCCGAACGGGACGGCGGAGAGCGCGUUCACGUUCCUCGUCGACACGAACCCGCUCGGCCGGAAGCGGGACAUCGCGGGCGUCGAGGACAUCUACGGGCUCAACGUGACGAUUGGCUUCUGUGGGUUGGUCGGCGGGACGUGCUCGAUCAUCCAUGAUUUCGAGUUCUGGAACUUGACGUUCGUCAUGCCCGUGAACAGCACGGAGACGCCGAGCAUCAGCUUUAAAAUCUCGCACACCUGA
Molecule: messenger RNA, 1416 nt
Organism: Epithele typhae
Lineage: Eukaryota; Fungi; Basidiomycota; Agaricomycetes; Polyporales; Epitheliaceae
Exons: 7
Coding region: 1-1416 (471 amino acids)
Source: RefSeq, a predicted model, not a curated record